Agrilus planipennis (emerald ash borer) is the source of this 260-nucleotide messenger RNA. RefSeq names its product troponin I-like. Lineage: Eukaryota; Metazoa; Arthropoda; Insecta; Coleoptera; Buprestidae. The transcript is spliced from 3 exons. The record is from RefSeq and is a predicted model, not a curated record. The coding region runs from base 72 to 245 and encodes 57 amino acids.
GGGUCUUGCUGUAAUAACGAAAAUACUCAUUAUUUUCUGUUUUUCAGGACAGUAAACAACACUAUACAGUCAUGGCGGACGAUGAGAGAAAGCGUUUGGAGGAGGAAAAGAAGAAGAAGCAGGCCGAAAUCGAGCGCAAAAGGGCCGAGGUCCGAGCUCGUAUGGAAGAGGCCUCCAAGGCAAAGAAGGCCAAGAAGGGUUUCAUGACACCGGAGAGAAAGAAGAAACUGAGGGUAAGUAACUAAAUUCAGUAAAAAUAC